GGGUGCAAAGGAUGUGGAGGAAUUGCCCUCUAAGCAUUAAGAUAGACAGGUAUGGCAUAAGUAGAUUUGAAACUUGGUUUAGUAGGUAGCUACAAACUAGCAAGGUGUGUGGCGAAGGAGAAUAGGAAAGACAAACUCUACUAAUGUACCUAUGUUGGUUCACAUGGAAUUUCAAGAAUGAUUGGGCUUUCAACCAUAAACAGCCAUGCAAUAAAUCUGUUAUUACAAAUGCUGUAACAGCGGUGGAAGAAUUGAACAAUUGCAAUAGUGUAUCUAUAAAGGGUGGGAACUUAUUUGGUGAACCUGAAAUGGCUUGGCAAUUGUCUCUGCAGGGGGUUUUGGAGAUUAAUCGCGAUGGUGCUUGGAUGGAAAGGACAAAGGAGGGAGCUUAUGGUAUCAUAGUUCGAGAUUGUGAAGGCAGAGUGCUCAUGGCUGAGGCCAAAACUGUGGUAGUAGCUUCUGUCUUAAUGACAGAGCUUAUGCAGUCAUGCGAGAGUGCAAGACUGUUGUGGAACAGAGCUGUGGUGCAGUCAUUGUUGAAUCAGACUCAAAGCAGCUUAUAAAUUCUAUCAAUGAGAACAAUGGGAAUACUUUGAAAGGGAUUGCAGCUUUACUAAAGGACAUAUGGAGCUAUGCUCAAUUACUCUCAGUGGUGACGUUUCAGGCAACAUGAAGGACCAGAACAAGGCUGUCCAUAUGCUUGCAGUCUAUACUAGAAGUGAGA
Molecule: messenger RNA, 724 nt
Organism: Ilex paraguariensis (yerba mate)
Lineage: Eukaryota; Viridiplantae; Streptophyta; Magnoliopsida; Aquifoliales; Aquifoliaceae
Source: the annotation of a GenBank genome assembly